AUGGCUGAAAAUUGCCCAAUAAUCAAGCUCGUGUCGGUAUUCAACAAGGGAAAACUCUUGAUUCUUCCUGGUUGGCACCCAGAGAUUUCAACUCAAAUACUUAUCAUCUUACAAAAAAUGCAAUCGAUGAUAAGUCAUCUGUUCCAAAGCUUUCCUCAGAAGGUUUUUGAGAACAAAAGGCUUACGUUGCAGGAAGUCGUCGACCUUGUUGAAGAUUAUAAUAAGGUGGCGAAGCCCUACGCUCUGACUUGGAGCGGUUCCUACAACACUGAGAAUCUCGGUGACUGGGGUUAUUCCCAGUGCAAAGACGAUGUGGCACAAGACAUCGUCAAUUGGGCCUAUGGAAUGGUGAUCAACCCCCAAAUCUACUACAAUAAUGAGGCCAACGGAAAGCCGAAUCUGAAUGAAAUCUCGAAAAUCUGCGACGAAGCUCGCAUCGGAGAACACGAUGUCUUUGUCGAUUUGGGGUGCGGCGUCGGCCAGUUUGUCUACUUUGUCGCUGCGUACGCCCGGUGCAAGAAGACCAUCGGAAUCGAGAUCUCCGAUCAAUCGUUCAAAUUCGCCACGGAAGUCUCUGGAUAUUUCGAGAAAUUGAUGGCUCAUUUCGGAAAGAGAUUUGGAAAAUUCGAAAUCUCUCAUGGAGACUUUCUCGAGGAGAAGUAUCGGGCAUUAAUUUGCGAGGAAGCGACCGUCUUGUUUAUUAACAACAAGAUGUUUGACGAGACACUCACGCACCAACUGAAAGUCAUCCUUCGCAAUCUCAAAGCAGGAACCAAGGUCAUCACAACCAAGCCGGUAUGUGAUAUUCGUCAUGAUGACGUGAACGGUGAUGGUCCGUGCAAUUGUCAGGAGUGGUACGAAAAUCAUCAAACUCCCGGUGGCACAGGAGAAGAAUCCCAGAAGUAUUCUCUCAUGGUAAUUAAUUAA
Messenger RNA from Caenorhabditis remanei, 927 nucleotides. RefSeq lists its product as uncharacterized. The coding region runs from base 1 to 927 and encodes 308 amino acids. Gene Ontology annotation, biological process: DNA repair; regulation of transcription regulatory region DNA binding; DNA damage checkpoint signaling. Gene Ontology annotation, cellular component: nucleus. Gene Ontology annotation, molecular function: histone H3K79 methyltransferase activity. NCBI's taxonomy places the organism in Eukaryota, Metazoa, Nematoda, Chromadorea, Rhabditida, Rhabditidae. The transcript has 5 exons. The record is from RefSeq and is a predicted model, not a curated record.